Triticum turgidum subsp. durum (durum wheat) is the source of this 618-nucleotide messenger RNA. The record is from the annotation of a GenBank genome assembly. Lineage: Eukaryota; Viridiplantae; Streptophyta; Magnoliopsida; Poales; Poaceae.
AUGGAGGCCGGGAACGACGGCCCGACGACGCCGGUGUUGCUCAACGUAUACGACCUCACGCCCGUCAACGAUUACCUCUACUGGCUCGGCUUCGGCGUCUUCCACUCCGGAAUCGAAGUUCAUGGCAUGGAAUAUGGAUUUGGAGCACAUGAUUUCUCAUCCAGCGGUGUAUUUGAGGUGGAAUCGAAAUGUUGCCCUGGAUUUGUCUAUAGAAAGACGGUGUCGCUAGGCACAACUGACAUGUCUCGGGAAGAUUUCCGCUCGUUCAUUGAAAGACUUGCAGGGAAGUAUCAUGGCAAUACAUAUAAUUUGAUUGCGAAGAACUGCAAUCAUUUCACAGAUGAUGUCUGUAGGAACUUGACUGGAAAACCCAUCCCUGGCUGGGUGAAUAGGUUGGCCAGAGUAGGCUCAGUUUUUGACUGCCUACUACCAGAAAGUGUCCAAGUUUCUCCUGUUGGACGUGUCCCAACUCUUCGUCCAGUUAUUGAUGAUGAUUUGGAUUCGGUAUCUUCUUCGAACAGCGAUGAGGGUGAUGAGGACAAGCACCUGUUGGAAGCACCAUCCACUGACUUGCAACCUGUAGAAGUGCCAUUAAAGCUAGCCAAAGAUCUUCUUUGA